Mandrillus leucophaeus (drill) is the source of this 2067-nucleotide messenger RNA. It is a transcript of the gene TESK1, whose product is annotated as testis-specific kinase 1. Gene Ontology annotation, molecular function: protein serine/threonine kinase activity; ATP binding. Gene Ontology annotation, cellular component: cytoplasm; nucleus. Lineage: Eukaryota; Metazoa; Chordata; Mammalia; Primates; Cercopithecidae. The record is from RefSeq and is a predicted model, not a curated record. The coding region runs from base 142 to 1776 and encodes 544 amino acids. Gene Ontology annotation, biological process: protein phosphorylation; positive regulation of stress fiber assembly; actin cytoskeleton organization. The transcript is spliced from 10 exons.
GGCCGCCCCUCCUCCUACCGGGCUCUCCGCAGCGCCGUGUCUAGCCUGGCCCGUGUGGACGAUUUUCACUGCGCGGAGAAGAUCGGGGCCGGCUUCUUCUCUGAGGUCUACAAGGUUCGGCACCGACAGUCAGGGCAAGUCAUGGUGCUGAAGAUGAACAAGCUCCCCAGUAACCGGGGCAACACACUACGAGAAGUGCAACUGAUGAACCGGCUCAGGCACCCCAACAUCCUAAGGUUCAUGGGGGUCUGUGUGCACCAGGGACAGCUGCAUGCUCUUACAGAGUAUAUGAAUGGGGGGACCUUGGAACAGCUGCUCAGCUCCCCUGAACCCCUAUCCUGGCCUGUCAGGCUCCGCCUGGCCCUGGACAUUGCCCGAGGCCUGCGGUACCUGCACUCCAAAGGUGUAUUUCACCGGGACCUUACAUCCAAGAACUGUCUAGUCCGACGGGAAGAUCGAGGCUUCACCGCUGUCGUGGGUGACUUCGGGCUGGCUGAAAAGAUUCCUGUGUAUAGGGAGGGGGCAAGAAAGGAGCCAUUGGCUGUGGUGGGCUCCCCAUACUGGAUGGCUCCAGAGGUGUUACGGGGUGAGCUGUAUGAUGAGAAGGCUGAUGUCUUUGCCUUCGGAAUUGUCCUCUGUGAGCUCAUCGCCCGAGUACCUGCAGACCCUGACUACCUACCACGCACUGAGGACUUUGGCCUGGAUGUGCCUGCCUUCCGAACUCUGGUGGGGGAUGACUGUCCACUGCCUUUUCUGCUUCUGGCCAUCCACUGCUGCAGCCUGGAACCCAGCACCCGUGCCCCCUUCACCGAAAUUACCCAGCACCUGGAAUGGAUCCUGGAGCAGCUGCCUGAGCCAGCCCCACUCACCAGGACUCCCCUGACACACAAUCAGGGCUCUGUUCCAAGAGGGGGUCCCUCUGCUACGCUUCCUAGGCCAGACCCCCGGCUUUCCCGAAGCCGGUCAGACCUCUUCCUGCCCCCAUCACCAGAAUCAACCCCAAACUGGGGGGACAAUCUGACUCGAGUCAACCCCUUCUCACUACGGGAAGACCUCAGGGGUGGCAAGAUCAAGCUUUUGGACACACCCAGCAAGCCAGUCCUGCCUCUUGUGCCACCAUCGCCAUUCCCCUCCACUCAGCUGCCCUUGGUGACCACCCCGGAGAUGCUGGUCCAGCCUGGAACACCUGCCCGCCGCUGCCGCUCACUACCUUCAUCCCCUGAGCUCCCCCGCCGUAUGGAGACAGCACUUCCAGGUCCUGGCCCUCCCACCGUGGGCCCCUCGGCUGAAGAGAAGAUGGAGUGUGAGGGCAGCAGCCCUGAGCCGGAACCUCCAGGACCAGCGCCCCAGCUGCCUCUGGCCGUGGCCACAGACAACUUCAUCAGCACCUGUUCCUCGGCCGCCCAACCCUGGUCCCCUAGAUCAGGACCUGUCCUCAAUAACAAUCCCCCAGCUGUGGUGGUGAACUCCCCACAAGGCUGGGCUGGGGAGCCCUGGAACCGGGCCCAGCAUAGCCUGCCCCGGGCGGCAGCCCUGGAGCGGACAGAACCCUCGCCACCCCCUUCAGCUCCCCGGGAGCCUGAUGAGGGGCUGCCCUGUCCUGGCUGCUGCCUCGGCCCCUUCAGCUUUGGCUUCCUGUCCAUGUGCCCCCGCCCCACACCAGCUGUUGCCCGCUACCGCAACCUGAACUGUGAGGCGGGCAGUCUCCUCUGCCACCGAGGGCACCAUGCCAAGCCACCCACACCCAGCCUGCAACUGCCCGGGGCACGCUCUUAGCAGUGGAGCCUGUGGUCUCAGGCCUCCAACUUUGGCCUUCAGGACACCCUGUAAGAACAGAGCACACUUGCUGGACAGUGCCAGUUCCAGAUGGGCUGACCGGCUCUUCUCCCUGUGUAGGGGAGCCCCAGCAUGGACUCGAGGGACAGAGCACUUCCAGUUCAAUCCCCGGCUCGUGUUCCCAUGGGGAUCACUGAACCAGACACAGCAUUGCUGACACAUGAGACUAACACGUGCAAUUAUUUAAAAAGAUUUCAAUAAAACUGCCUGGCUGGCUCCGGGCUGCCCCUA